Messenger RNA from Funneliformis geosporum, 315 nucleotides. Lineage: Eukaryota; Fungi; Glomeromycota; Glomeromycetes; Glomerales; Glomeraceae. The record is from the annotation of a GenBank genome assembly.
AUGAGUGAAGAAUUAACACAAGAUGAUCCUUAUGAACUGGAAAUUAAUAACCUUCGAACAGCUGAAAAUCUUGGGUAUGAUAAUUUGAAGUUUAGAUCCGAGACUGAACGGUUAAAUGAUGAUAAUGGGUCUGCUAUAUUUGAUAUCGGAGAUGAACAUGAUGAUGAUGAAGAAUUUAAUAAGUGGGAUGACGAACAAUCUACCGUAAGAGCAAGUCAUGGUGGUAGCUCUUCAAGUCAUGAAGCAACUCCUCAAAGGAUAAAUGAAGAAGAAAACCAAGAUCAUAUCGAGCAAGAAAUUUCAAAAUUGAAUUAA